AUGCGGGUUGUGAGUUCGAAAGAUGAGAUGCGCCGGGCGUGCCGCGAGUCGUCCCGCCCUCUAAGCUUGGUGCCGACCAUGGGGGCCCUGCACGACGGGCACCUUUCGCUGGUCGACCGGGCCCGGAGCGACUCGUCCACCGUCGCGGUCAGCAUCUUCGUCAACCCCACUCAGUUCGGCGAGGGCGAGGACUUCACGGAGUAUCCCCGUGACCUGGAUGCCGACCUGGAGUUGCUGCAGAGACAUGGCACGGACCUGGUGUUCGUUCCUGAUGUUGCCGAGGUGUACCCGCCGGGGUUUGAUACCUGGGUGGACGUUGGGCCGAUUGCUGACCGGCUCGAGGGAGCGGCACGGCCGGGCCACUUUCGGGGCGUGGCGACUGUGGUGGCCAAACUCUUUGGGAUAGUGCAGCCGGAUCGCGCCUACUUCGGGCAGAAGGACGGGCAGCAGACUGUAGUGGUCCGCAAACUGGCGCGAGAUCUGGACAUGGGAAUCGAAGUCGUGGUGCUGCCCACGGUGCGAGAAUCGGACGGACUUGCAAUGAGCAGCCGGAAUGUUCGCCUGAACCCCGAGCAGCGCAACGCGGCGGCGGCGGUGUACCGGGCACUGGCUGCGGGCAUGAACCUGUGGAGCAGUGGUGAAGCGGAUGCAUCGAAGGUACGGGAUGCGGUCCGGCAGGAAUUGGAGGCGGAGCCGCUGCUGGAAGUCGUAGACUACGUCAGCGUUGCGUCUCCAGACUCCCUGGAGGAACUGGACCGUGCAGGGCGGGGAGCCAUGCUAUCCACGGCGGUCCACCUGGGGCCGAUUCGUCUGAUCGACAAUGUGAUUAUGGAAUAG
Geodia barretti is the source of this 837-nucleotide messenger RNA. NCBI's taxonomy places the organism in Eukaryota, Metazoa, Porifera, Demospongiae, Tetractinellida, Geodiidae. The record is from the annotation of a GenBank genome assembly.